UUAAUCAUUUUUUUUAAAAUUCAAAAACGUUUUUAAAAACAAAUACGUGAAAAAGUGAGGAAAAAACACAACAUACACGUUUCCUUGAAGAUUUGAGGAAGGGAUACAAGUUCGUCUAGGAUUGCAUCGGUGUCCGCGUGGAUUACAAAAAAUGGAAUAUCGGUUUCUUCUCAUUUGGAUUCUUUACCUUCCGCAAGUCACCAGUUCUACUAAACAGGACUGUCUCAAUAAGAGACAGGCGCUGAGCUCCCUCCGUCAGAUCCAGAAGCUGCUGUCAGAUCAAGAGGCCUAUUACCUGCAGAGCCUGCGCACCAUGAAGAAGAAGAUCAGCCUGCUGCAGAACACGAUUACCAGGCGGGUCAGCAAGCACAAUGAGACCUGCCCCAAGCUGGAGGUCCCAGACAACGGCAGGAAGAUGGGGAGCAUCUCAGCAGUGGGACACGAGGUGCACUUCCUGUGUGAGAAAGGAUUUGAACUGGUAGGAUCUGAGACCAGAGUCUGCCAGGAAUCCCACAAAUGGAGUGGCCAGCAGCCCUUCUGCAGGAAUAUAAAUGAGUGUGCAAAGUCCCCUUGUCUGAAUGGAGGCACCUGUGUGGAUGAUGUGAACCGAUUUGCCUGCAUGUGUGCCAGAGGCUGGUCCGGGACUUACUGUCAGAACUCAGUGUACUCCUAUUGGACAAGCCAGACCAACUCCUCCUUCAGCCGACAGCCUCACUGUGCCAGUAUGCAGGGAUCCACUCAGUGCACCUGCGACGAGGGCUUCCAGAUCGCAGGCAGAGACAACAGCCUCUGCCAGGAUAUUGAUGAGUGUGAGCUCUAUUACUCGGGGAGGCUGCCCCGCCUCUGUGCCCAUGCCUGUGUCAACACCCCUGGCUCCUACCGCUGCACCUGCCCCCCAGGAUACACCCUGCGCGGCGACCAUCGCAACUGCAAAGACGUGGACGAGUGUGCAAGCCGCCAGCACAACUGCAGCCGUGAUGAGCUGUGUGUGAAUACGUUCGGAGGCUUUCAGUGCAUGCAACCAGACUGUCCCAAACCCCUACAGAACAUCAGCUACGUCAAGACCUCCUUGCUGCGCUGUGAGCGGAACCCGUGUCCAGUGGACAACAAGGCUUGCGCUCAAGCUGCCUCCUCCAUCUCCUUCAGCUACCUGUCUCUAGUGUCCAACCUGACAGUGCCCCGCGUGCUCUUCCGCGUGUCGGCCACCCGCUUGCACGGGGACAGCCUACGCUUCGUUCUCUUGGGGGGGCGUGGCCGCAGUCCCUUCAUUGUGCAGCGCUCGGACCGGCUCACCGGGGAGCUGGUCCUGGUCAGCCCUGUCCUGGGACCCGCUGUGCUGGAGGCCGAGCUUGAGAUGACCGAACUGGAGAAGAAGACGGUCCUGGGAAGGUUCAUCUCCAAGGUGACCGUCUUCAUUUCACAGUACGACUUCUAGGCUUUCCCACGAGGCUACAAGGAGGAGAUGACCCUUGAGCCACACUACCUGGAUAUGUAAUCCAUCUUACAGCAAUCAAACGCUGCUAUCAACGGGUAAGGAGUUGGUGGAGUGCAAUCUUCAUAAUACAGUUGUCAACACAAGCAAGCUGACAGACAGAGAGACAACAAGGGAAGAGAACUUAUCCCCUCACUUCUGGGAAAUACUUUUAUUUGACUAUAUUGCUUCUCUCAGCCUUUAGAUGUACAAUUGAAAAAUGAAUACAGUGUUGUUGUACUAUUAGGUGCAUGUGCGUAAUGGUAAAGUGCAUAGGAGUAUUUAGUGGAGAGCAAUGCCAUUCACUUGUGAUGUAGACUCAUUUUCAGUAGCUGAAGUCCUACUAAAAAUUGUGAUCAGAGCUGAGCAGGAAGCAUGGACAGCUAAACUACCCCCUGCGCCAUCUAGGGCCCACUAUUAUUAUUGAAACGGUAAACAAAUACCUGCUCAAGCUUGUUUUCCUGUGGCGUGUUGCAUUCUCUGAUGUGCUGGUAUUGUUAUUAAUAAAGUUUCUUUUUUCUGAUA
Polyodon spathula (Mississippi paddlefish) is the source of this 1996-nucleotide messenger RNA. RefSeq names its product fibulin-7-like. The record is from RefSeq and is a predicted model, not a curated record. Gene Ontology annotation, molecular function: calcium ion binding. NCBI's taxonomy places the organism in Eukaryota, Metazoa, Chordata, Actinopteri, Acipenseriformes, Polyodontidae. The transcript is spliced from 8 exons. Bases 152 to 1435 code for a protein of 427 amino acids.